Cuscuta campestris is the source of this 3679-nucleotide messenger RNA. NCBI's taxonomy places the organism in Eukaryota, Viridiplantae, Streptophyta, Magnoliopsida, Solanales, Convolvulaceae. The record is from the annotation of a GenBank genome assembly.
AAACUGAUGCUACUACCUCAAGAGCAACAUAAAGAUGCAUUAUCAUCAUCUUCUUGCAUGGUGUACUAUGCUGCUCAGUGGUUUGAUCAUCUCUCUCACUUUUGGUUUCCAUGUUGACCAGAGCAAUAGUAUAGCCAUUUCUUGUGGAUCUUCUGCAAAUCUUAUUGCUCUCAAUGGGCGCCUGUGGGUAGGGGACAACAGCUUUUCCUUAACUGGACAAUCUUGGACUAGCAGAGCCCAGCACAAAGCCAGUUUCUUGAUAGAUCCAGUACCCUACCAGACAGCCCGGGCUUCUCGCCGCGAGUUCAGCUACAUGUUCCCAGUCAAGCCCGGCCAGAAGUUCAUCCGCCUGCACUUCAACCCAGCACCCUACAAGGGCUUCAAGAAACCCACAGCUCUUUUUACUGUCAGGAUCGGUCCGUACACUCUGCUCAGAAGUUUCAGCCCUUCCCUCGCCGCUGAUUCUCUGGGUGUCAAGAUUCUCCACAAGGAAUUCUGUGUCAAUGUUAAAGAGAGUGAAGAUUUAUUGACCAUAACAUUCACUCCAUCAUCUCAAGAAGAAGAUGUUUAUUAUGCCUUCGUCAAUGGCAUUGAGAUUGUCUCCAUGCCUACUGGCCUUUAUUUCACUCAGGAGGGGGACCUGGGGUCCCACGUUGUCGGCCAAAAGCACAGGUUCUACAUUGAUAACUCCACGACUCUAGAGAUGGUGCGGAGGUUAAACGUGGGAGGGCAUUCAAUUUCAUCUACUGAGGAUGGAAGCAUGUUUCGUGAUUGGGAAGAUGACAACAGUUACCUCCUGAUAGGAGGUGGAGGAGCUGGUGCUUCGAUUGAAACUGCCAUGAAAAUCAAAUAUCCAGAGAUCAUGCAGCAGAAAGCACGCGUUGCGCCUCUCAGUAUUUACCAAACAGCCAGGACAGCCGGUGUGCUUCCAGGCAAGCAACAGAAGAUGAAUGUUAUUCAUAACAGGCUAACAUGGAUAAUUCCAGUAGAUUUGGGAUUCAGGUACUUAGUCCGGCUCCAUUUCUGCGAAUUUGAUCCUGAAAUAUUGGCAAGGGGUGAGAGGCAAUUCCGUAUAUUGAUAAAUAAUGAGAUAGCUGAGGAUAACGCGGAUGUGGUCAAAUGGAGUGGAGUACAUGGAAUUGCAGUGUACAGAGACUACGUAGCAACGGUGGGAGGGGAUAGAGUGAAAGAGAGAGAGAAUCUAUUGAUAACUUUGCAGCCUACCUCAAAUGAGUUAUGCUGUAAAAGAAGAGAUGGAAUUCUGAAUGGCUUGGAGAUAUUCAAGUUGAGUAAUCCUGACAACUCUCUUGCUGGUGCUGCACAAAGAUCAGUGUCAAAGAAGAUUCCAGAAAGGCAGGAGGAAGUUUCCUUUGAUAGAAAGAAUGCAAUUGCAACUGCAUUUACUGUAGCACUUGUUUUCCUGAACAUUGCCAUAUAUCACCUAAGGCGUCUCUCACAGGAAAACUCUACCAUGAGAAAUAGAGAACCGUCGUCUGUGGAUCAAACUUUUCGCCAAUUCUCACUUGAGGAGAUUCGGCUUACCACAAACAAUUUCAGUCCCAAAUUCGUCAUUGGAGCUGGUGGAUAUGGUAAUGUAUACAAGGGAUGUAUGGAUGGUGGAAAAAUGGUCGUGGCAAUUAAACGUUUGAAAGAAGGGUCUAAACAAGGAGAUAAUGAGUUUUGGACGGAAAUAAAAUUGCUAUCCAAGGCCCGAAAUGAACAUCUUGUCUCCCUAAUUGGCUUCUGCAAUGAAGAAAAGGAGAUGAUGCUGGUUUAUGAGUACAUGCCUAGAGGAACACUUGAAGACCAUCUCCACAAAUUCAGCAACCAUCCGCUCUCUUGGGAAAGAAGACUCAAGAUUUUAAUAGGAGCUGCACGGGGAUUGCAUUAUCUUCACGCCUCCUACCAUAAGGUCAUACACCGCGAUGUAAAGAGCUCAAACAUUCUGAUAGAUGAGAAUUGGGUUGCAAAGAUUUCAGACUUUGGUUUGUCCAAAAUGGGGCCUGGAAAUGAGUCGUUUACUCACGUCAGCACAAAUGUAAAGGGAACGUUUGGUUACUUUGAUCCCGAGUACUUCUUGACUAGAAGAUUGACAACAAAGUCUGAUGUUUAUUCUUUUGGAACAGUGCUGCUUGAAGUGCUGACUGGGAGGCCAGCACUGGAUAAGAGGCUUCUCGAGGAGCAGAAAAGCCUUGUGACCUGGGCUGUCGACUUCAUUAGGAAAGGAGAAGUUGAUGAAAUUGUAGACCCUGGUCUAGCUGGUCAAGUCUCUCGUACUUGUUUGAACGAGUUUGUUAUAAUUGCUAGAAGAUGCUUGCACAGGCAUCCUCGUAAACGACCAGAUAUGGAUCACGUGGUGACAAGCCUCGAAUUAGUCUUGGUUUUACAACAGGAGGAGGAAGAAGAUGGGGUUAUUGACACUGGUGUUCACAGUAGUGAUGGAUCCAUAUCUUUCAACAAUCGAUCUGAACCUCUUCCAAGAAAUAACAGCAAUAGUGCUGGCCAAAGCCUGUUUUCCAUGAUAACGAGUGAGGACACAAGUGUAAAUGGGGAGAUGCCUGCUUCAAAUUUGAAGGUCUAUACUUAUGCGGCUUUGAAGGCUGCCACUAGAAGUUUCACGCUGGACAUGGAGUUGGGGGUGGGAGAGUUUGGGAGGGUGUAUAAAGGAUGGGUUGAUGAGAAGACACUGAUGCCAUAUAAAAUUGGGAGUGGAACCAUUGUUGUUAUAAGGAAGUUAGAUGAGGAAAUUAUACAAGGGCUUGAGGAAUGGCAGUUGGAUGUGAACUUCUUGGGCAGGCUUUCACAUCCUAAUCUGGUUAAGCUCAUUGGGUACUGUUGGGAAGAAAAAGAACUGCUGCUUGUCUAUGAAUUCAUGCCCAAGGGAAGCUUGGAAAACCACCUUUUUAAAAGAGAUUCUACUGUUGAUCCACUUUCUUGGGACUUGCGGCUCAAGAUUGCGAUAGGAGCAGCCCGUGGCCUGGCAUUUCUGCAUGCUUCUGAGAAGCAAAUCAUUUACAGAGAUUUCAAGGCUUCCAAAAUUCUUCUUGAUGUGGAUUACAAUGCAAAAAUAUCAUAUCUUGGGUUGGCAAAACCGGGGCCUUCUGGUGAUGACACACACGUUACAACAAGAGUACUUGGCACCUACGGUUAUGCUGCUCCUGAAUAUGUUGCAACAGGCCACCUAUACGUCAAGAGUGACGUGUACGGGUUUGGAGUGGUGUUGCUAGAGAUGUUGACCGGGUUAAGAGUGCUGGACAGCAGGCGAAGGGGCACGCAAACGAAUCUGGUGGAAUGGAAGAGGCCAUUUCUGGGCAAGAAAAAGAAACUGAAGUGGAUAAUGGAUCCCAUAAUGGAAGGCCAAUAUUCUACAGAGGCUGCAUUGCAGGCUGCUCGGCUUACUCUUAGGUGCAUAGAACUUGAACCUCGGAACCGGCCAACCAUGGAAGAAGUUGUGGCAAUUCUUGAAAAGAUUGAAUGCAUUAAGAAGAGUAAGGAGCUUUUUAGUUCCAGGUGGGCUAAUCUUUGGGCAAGCUAGAAAUCCAUAUUUCACCAUAAUAAGACCCUAGGUCACACAAAAUGAGUUCGACUUCGAAUGCGGAUGCAUGAAAGCGUUAAAAUUUUAAAAAAACAUGAGUGCAGGGCGCCUUAAAACGUCAAUUAAAAAAAACUCCCUCCCCCC